This is a messenger RNA of Pochonia chlamydosporia 170, 489 nucleotides long. Its product is annotated as NUDIX/MutT family protein. Bases 1 to 489 code for a protein of 162 amino acids. Gene Ontology annotation, biological process: adenosine 5'-(hexahydrogen pentaphosphate) catabolic process; diadenosine hexaphosphate catabolic process; diadenosine pentaphosphate catabolic process. Gene Ontology annotation, molecular function: bis(5'-adenosyl)-pentaphosphatase activity; endopolyphosphatase activity; bis(5'-adenosyl)-hexaphosphatase activity. The record is from RefSeq and is a predicted model, not a curated record. Gene Ontology annotation, cellular component: nucleus; cytoplasm. The transcript is spliced from 2 exons. NCBI's taxonomy places the organism in Eukaryota, Fungi, Ascomycota, Sordariomycetes, Hypocreales, Clavicipitaceae.
AUGUCUGGCCCUGGGUCAGAGACCUCUGAUGGUCGGUCGAUGCAGUCUAGGACUGGAAGAAAUAAGCAAAGGUACAAUUCAAAAGGCGAGAGACUAGUCGCAGGCGUCGUCCCCUUAAGCCCCGAUCAGAACUUUGUUCUUCUUAUACAGUCGACUCGGCGCAAAGGAUGGGUUCUCCCAAAAGGAGGGUGGGAGACCGACGAGUCUUGCCAAGAGGCGGCUACACGUGAGGCCUGGGAGGAGGCUGGUAUUACAAUUCAAAUUGACUAUGAUCUUGGCAUCAUUGACGAAAAACGGCCCCCAAAGUCGUCCAAGGACAGGUCAAGAUAUUCUUUUUUCCAGGCUACCGUCCUCAGUGAAGUUGAGGACUGGCCGGAGAGGCAUAAGCGAGAGCGUCAGUGGUUUACCUACACCCAAGCUCUCGAUGCCUUGGCGACCAGACCUGAGCUGCAGGAAGCGCUCCAGCGGUCUACUAUGAACCAGCUGUAG